CAAGCUGCGAAGGAUGUGGUGUUUGGGCUUGUCGCGUAAUUAAAUAGGUGGGCCUUAUUGUGCCGAAAUCAAAAAGAACCGCAUUCCCCCCCCCCCAGAUAGAGACAAGGAAGCACCAACAACCAUGUUCGCCUCAAACACGACACUCUGUCUAGUGACAGCACUGCUCUCCCUGCCGCUGCACUCAUUAGCAUACUCACAAAAAGACCGCGACUGCAACGGCGCCAUCUGCCUGACAUCAUUCGUAUGGUGCCUGGACGGAGGCUGCGAGUACGGGGAUGACGUCUGGCCGCUCUUCCCCGAAACGGACCGGACGCGCGGGUACGCCUUCAUCCGCGCCGACGUGGACUACAACAUCACCUGGAAGCACGCCGACAGCGGCUACCCCGUCAUGGUGAGCUGGUCGUUCCCAGCCAAGAACUCCUCGACCGACGUCCCGGCGCAGUGGAGCAUUAACACGACCGACUCCCGCAUCGUCUUCAACCCCCUCAAAAUAAUGCAGAGCUUCCCCAUCCCGCAGUCCCCCGACACGACCCCGCUGGAGGCGCAAUCCCUCGCGGCGCGGAUGGCCAACGUGAUCUCCAUCUCGCAGCCGGACAGGCCCGGCGAGUUCUGGGGCGACGCGACGCAGCAGUUCUCGGUCCAGAACGACUGGUUCUACCGCGCCGUCGACACGGAGGGAGAACUCGCGAGGAGGGCCGAGCACGGCCGCUGGGCGAAGGGGGUGGGCGUCGGGGUUGGCGUCGGGGUUCCCUGCUUGUUGGCCGGGACGGCGCUUGUGAGCUGGAGGUUGGGGAGCUUGAGGGGCGGGAGAAGGGCUGUGGCGAAGGUGUGAUAAAAUGCUGCUGGGCGGCCCAUUGAUCCCGUUGUCUUUGGUGGUCCUUGUGGGACUUGCAGGCACCGGGGGAGGGGGGACAGGUCGGGUUUCAGGCUGGCCGAAAAUGUCGAGCCACACACCAGCGAGGGCAACGGAGACCCCGUCCUAGUCGGGGCUAUUCCUGGCUUCCGAGCUGCUGCCCCGACCACUCAGACAAAUGCCAAAGCCACCAAUGCCGAGCUAUUAACUCGGAGCCACGGUGCCGCCAUAGAUGAAGAAGUUUGGUUGACCGUUGGAAAUUGUAUGUACAGUACAUGACACUAGGUAUUUUGUUGAAUUACUCGAAGUGCUUCUUUAGUA
Molecule: messenger RNA, 1177 nt
Organism: Phialemonium atrogriseum
Lineage: Eukaryota; Fungi; Ascomycota; Sordariomycetes; Cephalothecales; Cephalothecaceae
Exons: 2
Coding region: 125-835 (236 amino acids)
Source: RefSeq, a predicted model, not a curated record